Micropterus dolomieu (smallmouth bass) is the source of this 2373-nucleotide messenger RNA. It is a transcript of the gene rabep2, whose product is annotated as rabaptin, RAB GTPase binding effector protein 2. The transcript has 12 exons. Bases 206 to 1621 code for a protein of 471 amino acids. The record is from RefSeq and is a predicted model, not a curated record. Gene Ontology annotation, molecular function: growth factor activity; GTPase activator activity. Gene Ontology annotation, cellular component: intracellular membrane-bounded organelle. Lineage: Eukaryota; Metazoa; Chordata; Actinopteri; Centrarchiformes; Centrarchidae. Gene Ontology annotation, biological process: endocytosis.
CAUUUGUGAACAGGAAGGAGGUUGACGUGUUUCCGCAGGCUUAGACCGGGGAAAGUUGUUUCCUGAAGUUGACACUGCGCGGAUCAGUUCCACAUCAAAGCUCUGGUGCUUAUGUACAGCAUGAUUUAGACAGCUUUCACGGACUUUUGUGAGACGUGUCGUCUCGUCGGGCGGCCUCCGCCUGCGAGCUGUGUCUGACGGGAAGAUGAGCUCCAAGAGCGAAGACACAGAGUUGAGCCUGCAUGCCCAGCUAGCCGAGUGCCGAGCUCAGGCCGAACACUGGCAGGGCGUGGCGACGAUCUGUGAGCUGAGCAAACAGGAGGAACUGGCAGAGCUGCAAAAACAAUGUGAUCAAGAAAUCCAGUCUCUGCAGGAGGCUCUCAGAGAGACAGCAGCGCAGUAUGAGGCCAGGAUAGCUGUCCUUCAGUCUCAGUCUGUGGAGUGGAGGAGAACCAGUGGACAGAACAUGAUCAGUGGAAGGAAAAGCAGGGUGGAUGCAGAAGUAGCCAGUAAUCGGUCCCCAACAGCGAUCACCAACAGCCAGAUAGAGGGCGAGGCCACGGCAUUGAUGGACAGGAGGCACAACCAACCAGCAGAGAUUGAGGCGGCAGAGGGCGAAGGGACGUCACUUACAGCAGAAGGGUAUUUUUCACUGCGGCACUGCGACUCGGACUCGUUGUCCUCAUUCUCCUUAGAGACGCCCUCUCUGCCCAGGAAGCUUCAUGCUCAGGAAGACACAGACUCUCUAGUCUCCACAGGAACUUUGGUGCCUGAAGCCAUCUACCUGCCGCCGGCUGGACACCGACUGGUCACGCACAGCGACUGGGAUUCACUCAAUGCUCAGGUGUCAGAGCUGCGAGGGGAGGUAAGUCGGCUGCAGGCUGAGAAAGAGGAGCUGGAGAAAGAACUGGAUACACAGACCAACCACACGCACAAACAGGUAUCAGUUCUCCAGUCUCAGGUCCACGCUUCAGAGGCCCUCCUCCAGGAUUUACAGAAAUCUUUUAGCCAAUCACAGAAUGCAGUCCAGAGUCGGCUGGCAGAGUUGUCAUUUUCCCAGAGGAAGAUGUGCAGUGAGCUGUCCAGACUGAAAGGAGAGGAAGUUGAGGAUGAAGGACCAGAGUCCAGCUCAUCAUUCCCACCAACACUGCAGGGGGCUCACUGUGAAGAGCGUCUUCGCAUUGAGAUUGUCAACCUGAGGGAUGAGCUGGACACCCGGACAGAGGAGAAUGACGUUUUGGAAGUCCAGCUGUCUAGUCUGAAGACAGAGACAGAGAGGAUCCAGGCUCAGAAGGACCAAUUGCAGGCUGAACUACUGGCCUGCCGCACUGAACUGGAAGCCCUGCGGGUGGCACUCUCUCAUGUGCAGAACACCAACAAGGCCAUCAUUAAUGAUAAGGAGGCCCUGAAGCAACAGUGUCUGGAGCUGCGUAGCCAAGUGAUCAGUCUGCGCUCCCAGGUCGACACCAGCCAGACUGUACAGAGGGACUUUGUUCAGCUCUCCCAGUCGCUGCAGGUGAAGCUGGAGGUAAUCCGACAGGCUGAGAGUCUUGAACAAGUCAAGGAAAUCCUGGAAGGGGGAGUCAGUGAAGCUGGUUCGCCGCCUGCGGACGCCUCGUGAGUUAUAGUCACAUUGGAACCAAAGAGCGCCGACCAAGAUACAGUGAUCAAUAAGGACCAGCUAACCAUCGGCACAUGAAAUACUGUCGUGACCACUGGGAUCUUCACAGAUGGUGCUGCCAGCACUUGUAACACUGGAUGGAUACUCCUAAAGAGACGUUAUUUUUGUGUUUGUUUCAGAAAUGAUGGUUUGGUGUCAAUGACCGAAACUUUUGCUUGGAGACCAAAUUUAUUUUUGAUGAACCGUUAAUGCUUUGGGGACACUAAAAACAUUUCUCACACCCUUUUUCUUGCAUCCAGUGACAUGUUUAUUCCUGUACUAAUACAUACGUAAAUGUAGUCCUUUGAUAAUACUGACAUGACUCCAGCAAAACACUCACUUGCAUAAUUGAUAUGCAAACUACACGAAUGUUUUCCCAUGCAGACUUUGUUUUGCAUCUUCUUUGUGAAGGAGGAUCUCUAAAAGCAGCAAAUCAUAGUGCAAUAAUGAAAUGAUACAAAGUAGAAAACUCCUAAAUUAACAGAAUUUCACAGGGGAUUUUUAUUUACCGCAUUAAUUUGUCUUUAUUUUAUCUUAGCCUUGUUAACCAUUCUUAUUAUUACUACAACCAUAAUCACUUUUAGACUUAAAGCUAAUUUAUGAUUGUGGGUUAGGAAAGAAGCUAAGUAAAAAUCAGUGAAGAAAUGUGAAUGUGUAACAUCUUGUCAGUUUGUUUUGUGUUAAUACAUUAUUAAAAGUAAAGAUGGUCACUU